Eurytemora carolleeae is the source of this 1176-nucleotide messenger RNA. Its product is annotated as adhesive plaque matrix protein. Bases 1 to 393 code for a protein of 130 amino acids. The transcript has 2 exons. Lineage: Eukaryota; Metazoa; Arthropoda; Copepoda; Calanoida; Temoridae. The record is from RefSeq and is a predicted model, not a curated record.
AUGUUUACAUUUUUAAUAUCUGACAUUGAUGUAAGCAUUCAUAAACACAAAGCGUUUAAAGCUUCACUUUUGUCUCCUGCUCGUGGGGGUUCAGAUUCUCUACCUUAUGGACCUGUUCAUGGAGCCAAGAGAGAGUCUGGGUACCAUCAUAUACUCCAAUCAUAUAAUCCUGGUCACACUUCUACUCCUGCUCCCUAUGCUUCACAGAGAGUGGACUACAAGACUCCUAUUGACUAUCGAGUAGACUACAAAACUCCCAUGGCCUAUCCAGUGGAAUACAAGCCUUCAAUGGACUAUCCAGUAGACUACAAGACUCCAAUGGACUAUUCAGUAGACUACAAGCCUCAAAUGAACUAUCCAGUUGACUACACGCCUCAAAGGACUAUCCAGUAAACUACAAUCCUCCAAAAAAAUUAUCCAGUAGACUACAAAACUCCCAUGGAUUAUCCAUUGGCCUACAAGCCUUCACUGGAUUAUCCAGUUGACUACAAGUCUCAAACGGACUAUCCAGUUGACAACAAGUCUCAAACGGACUAUCCAGUAUAGACUACAAAACUUUGAGGAUUAUCCAGUGGUCUACAAGGCUUUAAUGGACUAUUCGGUAGACUACAAACCUCCAGUGGACUAUACAGUGGACUACAAGCCUCCAAUGAACUAUCCAGUAGACUACAAAAUUCCAGUGGAUUACUCUCAGCCACACCAUAAUAAAUCCACAAAUUAUACUUUUGAUUAUCAGCAUCCCAAUGAUUAUUAAUAUCCAGAGGUUUAUCAACAACGUCCAUUGGUUUAUAAACAGCGGCCUCAAGUUUAUAAACAGCAUCCAGAGGUUUAUAAACACCAUCCAGAGGUGUAUAAACAGCUUCCAGAUGUUUAUGAUCAGCAUCCAGAGGUUUUAUGAUCAGCAUCCAUAGGUUUAUGAACAACAACGAAAGGUUUAUAAACAACUAAAGGUUUAUGAACAACAACCGGAGGUUUAUAAACAAUUUCCUGAGGUUUAUCAGCAACAUCCCGAGGUUUACUAACAACGCCCUGAGGUUUACCAAAGACAUCUUGAAGACUACACCCCUCUAAACCUGUUUUACAAAAAUUAGAACACUGUCAAAAUUACCAAUUGAAGCCUUUUUUUAGUUUAUUGUGUAAUUUUAUUUAUAAUAAUAAAUUUUAUCCGAACAAAUA